Rhinopithecus roxellana (golden snub-nosed monkey) is the source of this 1238-nucleotide messenger RNA. RefSeq names its product chromosome 11 C10orf95 homolog (gene C11H10orf95). The record is from RefSeq and is a predicted model, not a curated record. Lineage: Eukaryota; Metazoa; Chordata; Mammalia; Primates; Cercopithecidae.
AUGUAUGCGUACAGCUGGCUGCCGCCCAGGCAGGGCGUCUGGCCGCCGCCGCAGCCGCUCACCUGCACCAACCUGGCCGCCCCUCUGCUACUGCCCCCAAUCCAGGCCCACAGCUUCCACAACCGGCCAAGGAGUCUGCACGCGGGCGAGUGGGCGGCCCCUCGGGAAUACCACCUUUUCUACUGCCCGGCCGCGCCACCCGAGGCCGCGCCGCCCUAGUGGGCCUGCCCUCCGGCCUACACGCGGCCCUGCCCCGCCGGCGGCAUCUCGGGACUGUCGCUGCAGGCGCCCGCGCCGGCGGCCGAGAGCUGGGAGCCGUGGCAUGAGGGCGGGAGCCUGCAAGCCGAGCAGCGCUGGGGACGCGUGGAACGCGCGCAGGGUCAGCCUCUACAGCUUCCGGACUUCGUGCGCCGGGAGCUGCGGCGCGCGUACGGCACCUACCCCCGCGCCGACGUGCGCGUCACCCAGCGCCGCGGCCGGUUUCUGCUGCAGGCGACGCCGCGCGUGAGCGAGCGCGACCGCUGCGCGGAGUGGCGUGUGCGGCGCCGGCCCGACAACGGCGAUAGUGGCAACAGAGGCCCAGCCCAGGAAGCCGCAGAGCGCGGCCGCCCCUGGAAGAGCAAGGGACUGAGCUGAAGGCGCCGCAAGGCCUUGCGACCGGCCCGCGUGCACGCGCGCGCGGCUCUUCCGUGUGUCUGUCCCUCCCACCAGGCAGAAAGGAGCGCUCACCUGCGCGCGGGAGGCGGGCGCGUCGCUCACCUGUCUUUUUGGCCUUUCCCAUGACUGCCUGCCCGCUUCCUGCACUUGUUUCUCUCGCCUUAUUGCUGGACUGUGGGGGAAGGGCAAGGGCAAGACGGAAUCAAGGACACCUCUGGGUGUUCUGUACCUCUUUCCCUCUUGCACCUUGGGAAGUGGAGGACGUGGGAUGGAAGAAGGGCCUGGACCUCCCUCCUUCUCCCCACCUUCUCCUAAGGAGCCUGCGCUGCAGUAAGCCCCAACUUUCCCUUCCUCUUUUCCUUCUAUCAGAGUCAAAGCCCACCCCCCUUUCCCACCGCUCCCCUACCCCCGCCCUUCUUGCCAGGCCGAGGGGCGACGGUGAUCCCCAGCUUAGUAGAAAAGUAAAUAGGCCGGGCGCGGUGGCUCACGCCUGGAAUCCCAGCACUGUGGAAGGCCGAGGUGGGCGGAUCGCUUGAGCCCAGGAGUUGGAGACCAGCCUGGGCAUCAUGGCAAAACCCUGU